Messenger RNA from Lycium barbarum (goji berry), 540 nucleotides. RefSeq names its product CASP-like protein 4D1. The coding region runs from base 1 to 540 and encodes 179 amino acids. The record is from RefSeq and is a predicted model, not a curated record. The transcript has 3 exons. Lineage: Eukaryota; Viridiplantae; Streptophyta; Magnoliopsida; Solanales; Solanaceae.
AUGGCAACGUCUAAGCGUACAAUUAUCAACUCAAUUGCAGUACUGAGGAUACUCACUCUCGCCGCGUGUGCAGCUGCACUUGCGCUUAUUGUAACCAACAACUUCAAACUUGAUGGCGACAAAACCAAAUUCAGUGACAUCAAAGGCAUCAGGUAUGUAUUAGCUGCGGCUGCAGGGGGAGCGGUCUAUUCAUUAAUUCAGCUGCCUUUCGCAGUGUAUCAAGCCCUCAACGAGAAGAGGUUGAUCAAGGGCCAGUUUCUGCCUAUGUUUGAUUUUUACGGUGAUAAGGUGAUAGCGUUCUUCUUGGCAAGUGGAGUUGGCGUAGGAUUUGGCAUCAGUAUCGAACUCAAAAAAUUCAUAGACCAAUUAGUUGACAGCUUGGAAGUUUUAGGGGUAGAUGGACUUGAAGAAUUUGAGGACAAGACCAAAAAAUUUCUGGACAGGGGAAUUGUUGCUAGUGGAGUCCUCCUAGCUGGUUUUGCUACCAUGGCUAUACUCACCAUUCUUACUUCUUCCAACCGCAAUGGAAGAGGCCUCUAG